Molecule: messenger RNA, 1695 nt
Organism: Penicillium digitatum Pd1
Lineage: Eukaryota; Fungi; Ascomycota; Eurotiomycetes; Eurotiales; Aspergillaceae
Cellular component (GO): nucleus
Molecular function (GO): nucleic acid binding
Source: RefSeq, a predicted model, not a curated record
AUGCAGCAAGAAGCUCGGAAUACAGAAACCCAUCAGCGAGCAUGGUCAGACAGCAACCUUCGACAUAAAUCCGUCCACUUUGUGAGCGCGGGAAGCCUGGAACCGACAUUGGAACCGACACUAGAACAAGCAAACGAGGAGCAGGCAAAAUCAGACACGGACCGGGAAAACCUAAAUACCGACAAAUUAUCGGACAAAAAGGCUGAUCCCGAAGUUCCGUUCUUCUUUGACUCACAGGGACAAGGGGUUGUUCGUACUGAGCACUCGGACCCAGUACUGCAGUCGAGCUUAUCGGACAUAGACGACUCGAGUGAGGAUGAGGUUGUGUUCACUGGCCGCAGGAGGAACACAGUACCCGUUCUCCUCGAAAUACACCAGAACGAGAUUCAGCAAAUUUCGCGGACGACUACUGUCGCAGUUGUGCAGAAAUCACACACACUGACAUUGAACCCUAUGCUCCGGGAUCCUUCGCCUGCCGCUAUCACUACAGACAAUCUUAAAUCCAACACGGAGAGACCAGACUGGCCACUGGAAGAAGAGAUAGACCCAAUAGCCGACUAUAUUGCCAAUAUCGACAAUGACUACCACGAGGAAGUGACAUCCGGUGCAAGGAUUGACCUAGAAGGUGGCAUUGACGUCGAAAAAGCCUCAACGCAACUCGACCUGUCAGCCUCGAGCCCCACAAGCUCUAAAAUUGGAUCACCAAGAUCAUUAGCUCAAAUGCAAAUCGACACCGAACCUGAUUCAAUUCCACUAAGCAAAGAUGACGAGGAUGAUAUGGUCACAUCUGGAUCAGGCGAUGACACUCUUGAAGGCUUUGUGCUGCUUGAGGACCCGGUAAACGGAUAUCUUGGGUACACCAAGAAGGGUUCCCGUUAUGGAAAGCCUUCAUUUCCAUCAGCGUCGGCUUUUGCGGAUGCCAUUGAGUCUGAUCCAUAUUUCGGGUUUGACAUAAUGGACUUUGAUCGGUCAAGUCUACGGAAACAACCCAAGGGCAAACAGUCUAUCUCCGACCUGGUACUAUCCGACAGUGAAUUCGAAAUCGAGCUACAGGAGGAGGCCUGGCAGAACGACAGGACCAAAAAGAGGAUACGGAAGAAAGAGCGGGCAGAGCUCCGGGCGCAAGGAUUGCUGGGCAGGAAAGUAGGGAACGCAGACCUCAAGGUCAAGUACCCUAAGGAAAUGAACAUGGAGGAAUUUAUGACCGAGAUUCGCUCAUUCCUUAUAUCUCCUAAAAAUUGCCUGUCCUUGCCGCCCAUGACCAAGCAACGCAGAAAGCUGAUACAUGAAUUGGCCAAUGCGCUGAAUCUGAAAUCACAGUCACGCGGCCAUGGACUUUCUCGCUUCCCAGUUCUCAACAAGACGACGCGCACUCCGCGAUACACACCAAAGACUAUAUCCAACGUUGACGAUCUGUUAUCUGGGAGGAGGUUCAACCGUCGGUUGUUCAAAUCAUGGGGCACGGAAGUGCCGAAAUUCCCCCAAACCAAGCGUGGAAAGUCCGGUGCUACUUCAUACAUGGAUGGUGAUGUGGUUGGCGCCUCUGCUCCUGAAAUUGGAGCUGAAAACCGAGGGCGGGCUAUGCUGGAGAAAAUGGGAUGGAGUACAGGUACUGCUCUGGGUGCUGCUGACAACAAGGGAAUCUUGCAGCCUGUCGCGCAGGUCGUAAAGAACUCACGGGCUGGGUUAGGUUAG